CCGUUUGGUUAAUGGAUAUAAAAUUCAACGGUUAGCAUUCGAUUGUUAAAUAGCCUUUUGUUUGUUGAUCGAUGAUAGUUUUUACUUGAAUUUUCGAUUUGAACUUUUUCCAUGUUUCAUAAUUGGUUUGCAAAAAUUUUUUUAUUGUACCAAAAAAUUUUACUUCAUCAUCAUGGAUAAUAGACGAAUAUCAAUUUAUCUUCCAAUUAAUAAUGAGGAAAAUACUUACAAUGAAUCACUACCGACAAUUGACCAUGAAAAUAUCGAUUUUGACGAUGAUGGCCAAGAAGAAUUUGAUUCCAAUAUUGAAUUUAUCUUUGAUAAUACUAAAGAAAAUAAUAAUGGAUUUAAAUUACCACCUCGACUUGCUGCCCGAUUGUUAAUGAAUAAAAAACCGACUUCAUUACCGAGCCAAGCUUUACCAAAUAUUCAUAAUGAUCGGCAUGUUGUUAACGAUAAUAAUGAAAAUGAUCGACGACAAACAAUGUUUAUUCGACACAACACAAAAAAGCAUGAUAUUGAUACAGCCUCCAUUUCUUCACUCGAUUCUGUUGGUGAUGAAAUUUCAAAAUCGAUUCCCAUGUUUCCUGAUGAUUCACGAUACGUUACCUGGAUCAAUUCAGUAUUGGCCACAAGUUUUCUUAUUGAAAAUAUUACCGUAGAUACGGCCCGAAUAAUCAACGAUUGUUUCAUCAGUGAAUCUGCAAAAUAUAAAGGUUCCACAUCGAAAACAAAUCAGAUCGAAGUGUUAAAAGAUGGAAUAACAUCGAUUGCUUAUCGUGAACAACAAUUAAUGGACAAAUUACGACAAAAAGCAACUGCUUUCUUUCAUUGUGAUCAAAUAGCAAACGCUAAAGAAGCUUUAUUCGAAGACAUUAAAUUUGCUCGUUAUUUUAUCCGUAAAGAUCGAGCCAUACACAUGGAUGUCGGUUCAAAGAAGCAUAUAUUGGAAGUUUUAAUGAAUUACAAUCCUUUGUGGCUUAAGGUAGCACUCGAAACUAUAUUCAAUGGGAUAAUCAAUGAUCACUCAAAGAAUGAAGUCCGUUGUCUAGUUCAAUUCUUAACACAACAUUUGCUUUCGUUCAAAGAAGUGGCCAAACGAAAAAAUAAAAAUAUAACCACUUAUUUUAUGAAUGAAAACAACGUCAAAUUGGCCAAAGAACAUAUCUUUUUCCAUUUCGUAUUGAUUGUACAUUUUUUAGAUGUUGCCAAACGCAAUCGAUUAAUUGAUCAUGAUCCUUGCCUAUUUCGAAUUAAUGCCGUUUACAAAUCGUCUCGAGAUAUCAUCAUAUCAUUUAGCCGUGAAUAUAUAACAGGGGUUGGUGAUAUAACUAAAAGUUUACGAAAUGCUGGCAUACAUCUAGAACAUGUCCAACAACCGGUUGAAGAAUUCAAUUUUACUGCCACCAUGCUUAGUAAAGAUCUCAGAUGUGGUCUUAGAUUGGCAAGAAUUCUGGAAAUCAUUUAUCAACGGAAUGAUAUAUUGCCAAGUCUUUAUUAUCCAUCGAAUAAUACCACACGGAAAUUGCACAACAUGGAUAUUGUAUUCAAAAUGUUACAACAGGUUGGCAUUGAUUUCAACUAUAAUGGGCAAACAAUCGCACCGAAAGACAUUUGUAUCGGAAAUCGUAACAAAACCAUUUAUUUAUUGGAUCGUUUGAUGCAAAUUUUCAAUCUCCGACAACGAGAAAUUGAAUACCAGAAAUCACUGGACAAAAUAGUAGCAAUUCAAAGAGCUUUUCGAAGAUGGAUUGCAACCCAGCAAGAACGUAGUCUUUUUUUAAGAAAAAAAGUUGCUGCAAUUCUCAUUCAACGAGCAUUCCGAUCGUAUCGUUUGACUCGGGAAUGUCGUCAAAAAUUUUUAUGCAAAAAACAAGCUUCAAUUACGAUCCAACGAAACUGGCGUGGGUAUCAUGAACGGAAACUUUACCAAACAAAACGUGAAACAACUAUAAUGAUACAACGUCGAUUCCGAGCCAAUCGAGAGAUGAAAAAAUGUCGUGAACAAUUUCAACUACUGCGUCAAAACGCCAUCAUCAUUCAACGAGCAUUCCGAUCGCAUCGUUUGACUCAGGAAUGUCGUCAAAAAUUUUUAUAAAAACAAGCUUCAAUUACGAUCCAACGAUACUGGCGUGGAUAUCAUGAACGGAAACUUUACCAAACAAAACGUGAAACAACUAUAAUGAUACAACGUCGAUUCCGAGCCAAUCGAGAGAUGAAAAAAUGUCGUGAACAAUUUCAACUACAGCGUCAAAGUGCCAUCACCAUUCAACAAGCAUUCCGAUCUUAUUGUUUGACUCAGGAAUGUCGUCAAAAAUUUUUGAGAAAAAAACAAGCUUCGAUUACGAUCCAACGAUACUGGCGUGGAUAUCAUGAACGGAAACUUUACCAAACAAAACGUGAAACGGCCGUAAUGAUACAACGUCGAUUCCGAGCCAAUCGAGAGAUGAAAAAAUGUCGUGAACAAUUUCAACUACAGCGUCAAAGCGCCAUUACCAUUCAACGAGCAUUCCGAUCGUAUCGUUUGACUCGGGAAUGCCGUCAAAAAUUUUUAUGCAAAAAACAAGCUUCGAUUACGAUCCAACGAUACUGGCGUGGAUAUCAUGAACGGAAACUUUACCAAUCAAAACGUGAAACAACUAUAAUGAUACAACGUCGAUUCCGAGCCAAUCGAGAGAUGAAAAAAUGUCGUGAACAAUUUCAACUACAGCGUCAAAGCGCCAUCAUCAUUCAACGGACAUUUAAAACCUAUAUUUGGACUCGUGAAUAUCGUCGGCAAUUCGUAUUGAUGAGACAAUCGGCAAUUGUAAUACAACGAUACUGGCGUGGAUAUCGUGAGAGAAAACGUUUUAUUGAAUUGCGACAAAGUGUCAUGGCAAUACAACGUCGAUUCAAAGCUAAUCAACUUAUGCGAAUGGAUUAUCGCUAUUUUCAAAAAUUGAAAGUAGCCACAAUUUUUGUACAAAAAAAGUUUCGCCAAAAUCGUCAAUUUACUAUUGAUUAUCAUAAUUAUCAAUCAAAGAAAAAAUCUGCCACCCUUAUACAAACUUGGUUUCGUCAUUGUAAACAACGAAAAGUGAUCAAUAAGUGGCAAACCGUCGUUAAAACUGUCGUUGAACAACACAAACAAAAAUGCGAGAAUGCAGCAAUCAAAAUUCAGAAAUUCUGGCGUGGUUACCGUGUACGUCGAGAGCAACGUGAAAAGAUUAACGAAUUACAACUAAUUCUUGAUCGAUUAGAUUAUGCCAAUCAGACGGCGACCGAAAAUAAAAAAUUGAUAAACAUUAUCCAAAAAUCGAUUGAUCGAUUCCGUACUGCUACUAAUAUCGAAUCGGUACGAAGAGAAUUGGAAAAUUUAGAAAUGGCAACAACGUAUUCAAUUGAAAUUUGUCAAAUUAUAGUCCAAACAGAAUGGUUUAUGCAAGUAUUAAUCAAUUCAUUUGAUCAUUUUAAUCGAAGUGAACCACACAAAAAAUUAAUCGGAAACAUUCUGGGCAUCAUUAUCAAUUUAUUGAUUAGAAACGAUUCGAUAUUUCUUUAUAAUGAAACUGUUUUUGAAGUUAUGAUUCGUUUAUUGCGAAAUUUUCCGCGAUCAGACUUUCUUCUAUUUCGAUCAUUAUACAUUCUGAAUCUUUUACUACAAAAUAGACAAACUUUUCAUUGUUACAAACGAAACAAACACUGGAUUCAGAUCCUGGAGGCUAUUGUGAAAAAGAAUGCUCCAAAAAUAGCGGCGUCUAGGACAAAAUCCGUUUUAGAGCUCAAAAAAUCAUCACAAAUACUGUUGAAUCCCAUCAAUAAAUUUACAUUGUCUAUAAUAUGCUCGGAUUUGUCUAAAAAAAUUUUUUAAUUCAUAUAUAAAUGAUGACUGAUUUUCUUAA
Molecule: messenger RNA, 3881 nt
Organism: Dermatophagoides farinae (American house dust mite)
Lineage: Eukaryota; Metazoa; Arthropoda; Arachnida; Sarcoptiformes; Pyroglyphidae
Gene: asp
Product: microtubule assembly factor abnormal spindle
Biological process (GO): mitotic cell cycle; spindle organization; establishment of meiotic spindle localization
Cellular component (GO): spindle pole
Molecular function (GO): calmodulin binding
Source: RefSeq, a predicted model, not a curated record